AUGGGGAGGUAUGAUGGCAGUAUGUGCAGGUCAAUAUGUACAGGAGAGAAGUAUGGAGAGUAUGACAGCAGGCAGUAUGUGCAGGAGGGGAGCGUGUGCCAUAGUGAGACUUGUUCAGGACUUUUUGAUAUGAAUGAAGACAUGGAUAUUUUUAGUUUUGAACUUAACAAGUGUAUUGAUUUGAGGAACUUUUAUUAUAUAACAAUGUUGAGAGACCCAGUGUCCAGAUACCUAAGUGAAUGGAAACAUGUCCAGAGAGGUGCAACCUGGAAGGCAUCCCUCCAUGUCUGUGAUGGAAGAAGCCCCACCCCUGAUGAGUUGCCAACAUGUUAUCUUGGGGAUGACUGGUCUGGAGUCACUCUUCAAGAAUUCAUGGACUGUAGCUAUAACCUAGCUAACAAUCGCCAAGUCCGCAUGCUGGCAGACCUUAGCCUAGUUGGCUGUUACAACUUAACUUUUAUGAAUGAAAGUGAAAGGAAUGACAUUCUUCUACAGAGUGCCAAAAAUAACCUUAAAAAUAUGGCCUUUUAUGGCUUAACUGAAUUUCAAAGAAAAACACAAUACCUGUUUGAAAGAACAUUCAAUCUCAAGUUUAUUUCGCCAUUUACACAGUUCAAUACUACCAGGGCUUCAAAUGUGGACAUUGAUAAAUGGUCUCGUGAAAGAAUAAAGGAACUUAAUUAUUUGGACGUGCAGCUGUAUGAAUAUGCUAAGGACCUUUUUCUACAACGUUUCCAAUAUACCAGACAAUUAGAGCACCAGAGGAAGAGAGAGAAGAGAAAGGAGGAAAGAAGACUUCUUAGAGAACAUAAAUCUCAUAUUCUGCACAAGGAAGAAAUAACAACAGAAAUCGCCACGACUGAAGAUUAUAAUAGUCAAGUGGCAAGAUGGUGAUAUUCCCAGGUUUUUCACUAAAAAAUAUAGAUAGGGUAAUGAACAUUCAUUUGUUAUCAAAUAUUUUUAAAAUCUUUUCAAUUUGAACUUUUCAAGCCUAAGUGAUUAUGUCAAGGUGGUUAUUUCAAAGUAAAUAAAAAGUUGAUAAGACAGGAAAUGAUAAAAGACUUUUCUGAGCGUUUCCUGGAUCCGUUGCACUUUGUCAGUUUGUUUCUAUGGAGUGUUACCAUAAUACACAAACAUUAUUCUUCAAACUUCUUAAACUCCUUUAAUUUUGUGACAUGGUCUUUGUUGACAUCUUACAUUAAAAUCUCAGAUUAAAAAGUCAGCUUUAGACAUGCAGGUAGAAUUGUGAAAAUGUCAAAUGGACUAUUGUGCUUUCUUCAAACUGCUUGUCUCCUUUUUUUGCAGUAGAUUGAAUUACCUUCUUUUUUUAAUGUGUACAGUGUGUGAUAAAAUGAAAAAGAAAAUGUUGUGUUUCAUUACUAGAAAAACUACAGAAAUU
This is a messenger RNA of Nanorana parkeri, 1399 nucleotides long. RefSeq names its product heparan-sulfate 6-O-sulfotransferase 3-like. The coding region runs from base 1 to 894 and encodes 297 amino acids. Gene Ontology annotation, cellular component: membrane. The record is from RefSeq and is a predicted model, not a curated record. Lineage: Eukaryota; Metazoa; Chordata; Amphibia; Anura; Dicroglossidae. The transcript is spliced from 3 exons. Gene Ontology annotation, molecular function: heparan sulfate 6-sulfotransferase activity.